CCCGGCGUCGGCGGCGCGCGCGCUCCCUCCUCUCGGAGAGAGGGCUGUGGUAAAAGCCGUCCGGAAAAUGGCCGCCGCCGCCGCUGCCGCGCCGAGCGGAGGAGGAGGAGGAGGCGAGGAGGAGAGACUGGAAGAAAAGGCAGAAGAACAGGAUCUCCAGGGCCUGAAGGAUAAACCUUUGAAGUUUAAAAAGGUGAAGAAGGAUAAGAAAGAAGACAAAGAGGGCAAGCAUGAGCCCCUGCAGCCAGCGGCCCACCACUCUGCUGAGCCAGCAGAGGCAGGUAAAGCAGAGACCUCGGAAGGGUCGGGCUCGGCCCCAGCCGUGCCAGAAGCUUCGGCCUCCCCCAAACAGCGGCGCUCCAUCAUUCGCGACCGGGGACCCAUGUACGACGACCCCACUCUGCCUGAAGGUUGGACCCGAAAGCUUAAGCAAAGGAAAUCUGGCCGCUCCGCUGGGAAGUAUGAUGUGUAUUUGAUCAAUCCCCAGGGAAAAGCCUUUCGCUCUAAAGUGGAGCUGAUUGCGUACUUCGAAAAGGUAGGCGACACCUCCCUGGACCCUAAUGAUUUUGACUUCACGGUAACUGGGAGAGGGAGCCCCUCCCGGCGAGAGCAGAAACCACCUAAGAAGCCCAAAUCUCCCAAAGCUCCAGGAACUGGCAGAGGUCGGGGACGCCCCAAAGGGAGCGGCACCACGAGACCCAAGGCAGCAACAUCAGAGGGCGUGCAGGUGAAAAGGGUCCUGGAGAAAAGCCCCGGGAAGCUGCUCGUCAAGAUGCCUUUCCAAGCUUCGCCGGGCAGUAAGGCCGAAGGGGGUGGGGCCACCACGUCGGCCCAGGUCAUGGUUAUCAAACGCCCCGGCCGGAAGCGAAAAGCUGAGGCUGACCCCCAGGCCAUUCCCAAGAAACGGGGCCGAAAGCCGGGCAGUGUGGUGGCGGCUGCCGCCGCCGAGGCCAAGAAGAAAGCCGUGAAGGAGUCUUCCAUCCGGUCUGUGCAGGAGACCGUGCUGCCCAUCAAGAAGCGUAAGACCCGGGAGACGGUGAGCAUCGAGGUGAAGGAGGUGGUGAAGCCCCUGCUGGUGUCCACCCUUGGCGAGAAGAGCGGGAAGGGACUGAAGACCUGCAAGAGCCCCGGGCGGAAAAGCAAGGAGAGCAGCCCCAAGGGGCGCAGCGGCAGCGCCUCCUCGCCCCCCAAGAAGGAGCACCACCACCACCACCACCACGCCGAGCCCCCGAAGGCGCCCGCGCCACUGCUCCCGCCCCCGCCCCCGCCCCCACCGGAGCCCCAGAGCUCCGAGGACCCCGCCAGCCCCCCCGAGCCCCAGGACUUGAGCAGCAGCGUCUGCAAAGAGGAGAAGAUGCCGAGAGCAGGCUCGCUGGAGAGCGACGGCUGCCCCAAGGAGCCAGCUAAGACUCAGCCCGCGCUCACGACCGCCGCCGCGGCCACAGAAAAGUACAAACACCGAGGGGAGGGAGAGCGCAAAGACAUUGUCUCAUCCUCCAUGCCAAGGCCAAACAGAGAGGAGCCUGUGGACAGCCGGACGCCCGUGACCGAGAGAGUGAGCUGACUUUACACAGAGCGGAUUGCAAAGCAAACCAACAAGAAUAAAGGCAGCUGUUGUCUCUUCUCCUUAUGGGUAGGGCUCUGACAAAGCUUCCCGAUUAACUGAAAUAAAAAAUAUUUUUUUUUCUUUCAGUAAA
This is a messenger RNA of Eubalaena glacialis (North Atlantic right whale), 1697 nucleotides long. RefSeq names its product methyl-CpG binding protein 2 (gene MECP2). The transcript is spliced from 3 exons. The record is from RefSeq and is a predicted model, not a curated record. The coding region runs from base 68 to 1564 and encodes 498 amino acids. Gene Ontology annotation, cellular component: heterochromatin; nucleus. Gene Ontology annotation, molecular function: chromatin binding; methyl-CpG binding; double-stranded methylated DNA binding. NCBI's taxonomy places the organism in Eukaryota, Metazoa, Chordata, Mammalia, Artiodactyla, Balaenidae. Gene Ontology annotation, biological process: negative regulation of transcription by RNA polymerase II.